Molecule: messenger RNA, 2591 nt
Organism: Drosophila albomicans
Lineage: Eukaryota; Metazoa; Arthropoda; Insecta; Diptera; Drosophilidae
Exons: 1
Coding region: 632-1156 (174 amino acids)
Source: RefSeq, a predicted model, not a curated record
GUUUUUUUUUUUUGUUGUUGCUUUUAUUCCUAUUUAUUUAUUUGUUGUGCCUUUUUUAUCUAAAAGAUAAAACAGAUAUAUAGACUGAUUAUAGCUAGCGAAGCAGCUAUAUACGUGAAUGUGAUUUUCGUUUGUGCUUUCUAUUUCGUUGUUUUUGUCGUUGUUGUUUUGGUCAUUUGAAGAUCGAUCGAAAUUGUAACAGAAAUCGAAGCGAUCGAAAUCGUUUGAUUGUUCGCGACGCGUUUCAACGUCAAACGUCGGCGAGAAAAGUUGGUCAAGUGGGCAAAAAAUAAACCCACACGCGCAACACACAAAAACUAGGCCACACACAAACACACACACACACACACACAGAGACUAAUACACUCGCAAAGUGGAGAAGACACAGGCGCCGAGUCGCCUCCGCAAGGUGGUGCGUGUGGUGCGCCGCAAGAAGCGCACCGCCCUCAACGAUGCCAGCGAAUCGGAUGGCGCCGGUGAAACGGCCCCUGGAAGUGCUGCCCCCAACUCUCAACAGCAACAGCAGCAGCAACAUUAUUACAAUGCACCCAUAGCGGAGAUUGAGGCAGUGCGUGCGGCACAUGAGGCAGCGGCCGCUGUGGCAGCCAGCACCAGUCGACCUUGGACACCGAUGCCGCCGCGCAAGCCACAAGUCGCCAGCAAAUGCAAAACCAAAUGCAAAGCAGCCAAAACCAAAGCCAACAAGACAACAACAACUAAGUCUGCAACUAGCGGCAAUUCGAAAACUGGCAAAAAACAAUCGAAGCGCGACUCGUCGAACUCGAGCGAUGGAGAUGGAAGCACAAGCACCGAUGAGGAGACAACGGCUGAUAAUGCCACAGCAACGACGUCAUCAACAACACCGACGAGCAGCAACAACUCCUCCUCCUCCGCCUCAUCGUCGGACAGCUCCUCAUCAUCAUCAUCGUCGUCUUCAUCAACAACAUCGCCCAGCUCAUCGACAACACGUCGUCGUCCAGUGAAGGCGACGGCGGCGGUGGCGGCGGCGGCGAAUGGCAAAUCGACCAGCAGCAGCUUGGUGGGCGCCUCGUCGUCGUCUGCCUCGCUGCUGGCCGCGCUCAAGAAGCCAAAGCUGCAGACGCGCAGCAGCACGGCUUCGAUGGGCAAGCAGUACAAGGAUCCAAGUACAAACUAGCUUACUACUUCCCACUUCCUUUCUCCCCAUGCAGUUCCCAAUCCCUAAACUAGACUAGCUUAGUACUUUCCUUGUCUUACUUCCAUUUCAUUUUAUCUCACUAGCUUACUCCUUUACUUUCCUUCCACGAAGUAGACUAGCUUACUACUUUCCUUUUCCCCCAAUUCCAUUCCUAACUCACAAACUAGCUUUAUACUUUCCUUUCUCUCUAUUCCAUUCCAAAACCCCCAAACUAGACUACUGCUACUUCUUUCCAUUCCAAACCCCCAAACUAGACUACUGCUACUUCUUUCCAUUCCUUCCCCCAUUUGAUUCCAAUGCACAAACUAGACGAGCCUACUACUUCCCCUACUACCUUUCCUCAUUUAAAUCCUAACCCACAAACUAUCUUACUACUUUCCUUGCCUUCCCCCUAUACCAUUCAAAACCCCCUAACUAGACUAACUAACAACUUCAGCCCUUACCGUUCCCCAUUCCAUUUCUAACCCUCAAUCUAGACUAGACUUCCUUAUUUCCAUUCCAUUCCAAACUCCCAAACUUGACUAGCUUAUCAUUUGCCUUCUUCUCCCCUAUAUCAUCCCAAAUCCCCAAACUAGACUAACUUACAACUUCUUCCCUUACCCUCCAUUCCAAACCCACAACCUACGCUUCUCCUAAUUACUUACUGCGCUUCGUCGCCCGUCUUGACAAACACUCACAUACAGUGCAUUCGCUUCGACGACCUCCACCUCAACCUCACAUGGCAACGCCACGCCACGCCCAUAUCAGCAUUUACCUUGCCUCCCCCCCCACACACACACACACACACAUCACUUUGUGCAUCUCCCGAGUGGCAGAUGGGGCAAAGCAGCUGCUGCGACGUCGUCGUCGUCGUUGUCGUUGAAACUUGUGCUUAUGCCAACAUUAAUUAUAAAUGAAAUAAAAUCAAAUUAAAUAGAUUCCUCUCUAUAGACAGCGCGAUUGCCAUUGGGCCGAUCACGUAAAGCAGCACGGGCAGCGCAGCUCCUCUCUCUCUCUCUCUCUCUCUCUCUUUCUCUCUCUUACCUCGCUACUGAAUACAAUGAAGAAAGAAUCCCCCACAAACAUUUUCACCACAAACCAUAACAAAAUUCCAAAUCUAAUAAUUCAAAACAUGAUAAAGAUAUGUCACAUAAAUAAAUUAUAGCAAUUUGCUAUAUUAACUGAAAUGCGAUAACAUUCCAAAAGUGCUAAAAAAAAAAUUUUAAAAAAUUGUAAUCUAAUUACAAUAGUUAUGUAUAUGAAAAGAAAAGCUUAAAUCAAAUACAAGAUUAAUAUUGAUAAACAAUCCACUUAAAUAAAUUAUACCAUAAACUAAAUGCUAUAACUUUCCAAAAGAUAGAUAGAAAUAGUAAUCUAAUAAAUACUAAAAUAAUGUUUCCAAUCAACAAAUUAAAAAAAAAAAAAAAAAAAAAAU